AUGUGUCAUGUCAUUGUAACAUGUCGGUCAAUGCUAUGGACUCUCCUAAGUAUUGUCGUGGCUUUCACAGAGCUCGUUGCUUUCAUGAGUGCAGACUGGCUGAUUGGUAAAGCAAAGCCUUUGAGCUCCGAGGAUAUGGACAACAGAAUGGGGGGGUCGCAGGAGCCUUACCAUCCGACGCUGGGCAUCUACGGGCGCUGCACUAGAAUCUCCCACAUGCAGCUUUCCAGACGAGACACACUUUGUGGUCCUUAUGCAGAAAACUUCAAUGAGAUUGCCAGUGGAUUCUGGCAGGCAACCGCUAUUUUCCUAGCCUUGGGAAUCAUGAUUCUCUGCACCAUGGCAUUUGUGUCUGUCUUUACUAUGUGUGUGCAGAGUAUUAUGAAGAAAAGCAUUUUUAAUGUCUGUGGGCUGCUACAAGGGAUUGCAGGCCUCUUCCUUAUCUUAGGCUUGAUACUUUACCCUGCAGGUUGGGGAUGCCAGAAAGCAAUAAGCUAUUGUGGACCUUAUGCUUCUGCUUACAAACUAGGAGACUGCUCCUUGGGCUGGGCUUUCUACACAGCUAUUGGUGGCACUAUUCUGACGUUCAUCUGUGCAGUCUUCUCAGUGCAAGCUGAAAUAGCCACAUCCAGUGACAAAGUGCAAGAAGAAAUAGAAGAAGGAAGAAACCUUAUCUGCCUCCUUUAA
This is a messenger RNA of Gymnogyps californianus (California condor), 687 nucleotides long. Its product is annotated as LHFPL tetraspan subfamily member 2 protein-like. Bases 1 to 687 code for a protein of 228 amino acids. Gene Ontology annotation, cellular component: membrane. The record is from RefSeq and is a predicted model, not a curated record. Lineage: Eukaryota; Metazoa; Chordata; Aves; Accipitriformes; Cathartidae. The transcript is spliced from 2 exons.